Molecule: messenger RNA, 306 nt
Organism: Haemonchus placei
Lineage: Eukaryota; Metazoa; Nematoda; Chromadorea; Rhabditida; Trichostrongylidae
Source: the annotation of a GenBank genome assembly
AUGGUGCAACUAGCUCUUCUUGCUGCUACCAUUUACGCUCUAAUCUUCAGCAGUUUCCUGAUUGAAGCAAAGCCACCAAUGACUAGGUACGUUUCUUCUCGUCUUUCAUUUCAUGAGCUUCUAAAUGGCGGAUCACUCGGACCUCAAUCCUUGAAAGAGGUUCAAAUUGGGCAUAGGGCAAUGGUGCAACUAGCUCUUCUUGCUGCUGCCAUUUACGCUCUAAUCUUCAGACUUCCUCGUGGGUUUUUGGAAUUCAAAGCUGGCAUUGGCAAUACAUCUGUAAAGAAACGGUUCAAGAUUGGAUAG